Caenorhabditis remanei is the source of this 1872-nucleotide messenger RNA. RefSeq lists its product as uncharacterized. NCBI's taxonomy places the organism in Eukaryota, Metazoa, Nematoda, Chromadorea, Rhabditida, Rhabditidae. The record is from RefSeq and is a predicted model, not a curated record. The transcript is spliced from 10 exons. Gene Ontology annotation, cellular component: nucleus. The coding region runs from base 1 to 1872 and encodes 623 amino acids.
AUGGUGCUCCCAGUGCACGCCUCAAAACUUCCAAUCCGCACAUUGGAAGAUUUUUCUAUAGAGGAAUAUAAUAAUAUUCAACCGGAUUACUUUCAUAAGUUGGAUAAUGAAGAUACGGCAACUCAACUUAUGAUUAUUAAAGAAAUUGGAAAACAGCUUCAUCGUUCGAGUGACCAAAACGAAAUGUAUCGAAUGGUGGGAGUCGAAAUAUGCAAGAUGACAGGAAAACUGUUAAAAAUCGACGAUAUAGAUUCUUUAUAUAAAGUUGCCACUUCAUGCCUUUUCAAACUCAUUCAUAGGGCGGUUGUUGAGAAGAGUAUACUUCCAGCAAAUAUGGAAGGCUAUCUCGAGCAGUGGGAGUUAUAUCCCGCAAUUCGGUUUAUGAGGGAUAAAACACGGGCCUACGAGAACACUUUGAGAAGAUCUAUCGAAAAAUCUGCAUCUGUAUCAUCUCCAGUGGUUGGAAGUAGCAGGGUUCCGGAGUUGUUUAGCUCUCAGGUUGGACUUCAAGUCCCUGACCCAGAAAAACACGCUGCAAUUCCACAAACGAGCAGACUCCCGCAGUUCACAUUUGGACGGAAGUCAGAAAAAUUUUCGACACCUGGAAUCUUCCCGACUCCAGACAUCUUCUCAUCCUCAGGAGUAUUUCCAGCAGCGUCAAUUGCGAGAAAUCAGACACUGGAUCACGAGAGCAAUUUGAGAAGAACUGUAAAAAAGACACCAACGCUACAUCCCACAUCUGUAGCAUCACCAGUGGUUGGAAUCAAUAGGCAUCCGGAGUUGUUUCAGGUGGAACAUCAAACCUCUGAUCCAGAAAAACACCCUCCAUUCCUACAAACGAGCAGACUCCCGUUCACAUUUGGACCACAGCCAGGAAUGUUUCCAACACAAGGAAUCUUUCCAACUCCCGACAUCUUCUCAUCCUCAGGAGUAUUUCCAACAGCGUCCAAUGCGAGGAAUCAGACACUGGACCACGAGAGCACUUUGAGAAAACCUGUCCAACAGGCGCCAACGCUACAUACCACAUCUGUAGCAUCACCAGUGGUUGGAAUCAGUAGGCAUCCGGAGUUGUUUAGCCCCCAGAUUAAGCUUCAAACCUCUGAUCCAGAAGAACACUGUCCGUUUCCACAAACGAGCAGACUCCCGCUUACAUUUGAACCACAGCCAGGAAUGUUUCCAACACCCAGAAUCUUCCCAACUCCAGAAAUCUCCCCAUGCAAAGGAAUAUUUCCAGCAGUUUCCAACCCAUUCCUGAGUCAGAUACGUCCCAUAUCAUCACUAUCAACACCUCACCUGACAGUUGUUGAUUGUUUAACGACUAUUUCAAACAUGAGCAAAACACAGGAUAACGUCUCACAUAUAUCAAAAAAAAUUGUGACAGAUUAUUCGAAAAAACCACACCUAUCAACACCUUAUUUGAAGAAAAAUCCAAAACGUCAAAACACGAAAGCACAGGAAGAACGAAUUCACGAUGUUGGCCAGUUUUCUGCAUCACUUUUUGGUACAGUACCAUCCUUACCGUCCUUGGGUACAGUUUCAUCUGCACCGAUUUGUGGUACAGUACCACCUGCACCGCCCUUUGCUACAGUACCAUCUACACCUCCUUUUGGAACAAUACCACCUAACGAUUUCAUUUCCAACUUCCUACAUUAUAACCACAUUAUGCAGAACAUUGGAAUUAGUGGACCGGCAGCCAACAUUUUGAGCACUUUGCAAGUUCCACCAGCAACGCCACUCUCUUUUUCAUCAAGUGAUUUGCCGACAACAACCAACAACGUUCUGCAACAGAACCCAAUCGUAAACCUAUUGAAAGAAAAUCCGGAAGUUCUGAAACAGAUCAAUGACUUGUUAACAAAAAGUGUUUUGAAAUAA